This is a messenger RNA of Gambusia affinis (western mosquitofish), 5417 nucleotides long. RefSeq names its product dishevelled associated activator of morphogenesis 2 (gene daam2). The coding region runs from base 341 to 3571 and encodes 1076 amino acids. Gene Ontology annotation, biological process: actin cytoskeleton organization; negative regulation of oligodendrocyte differentiation; regulation of non-canonical Wnt signaling pathway. Lineage: Eukaryota; Metazoa; Chordata; Actinopteri; Cyprinodontiformes; Poeciliidae. The record is from RefSeq and is a predicted model, not a curated record. The transcript is spliced from 26 exons. Gene Ontology annotation, molecular function: small GTPase binding; actin binding.
GGCUCGACUCAUAGCUCAGAACGCAAGUGGAUGAAACACAAGAACCCCGUUAAAACUAAGCCCAGAUAUGGAAUCUGAGAGAAAUUAUCUGAAUCCAGAAGCUGCAGGAAUGCUUUGAAUCUGUUUUGUAAACUUACUUUGCGGAGUGAUUCUCUUUCUUGAGUCGUAGUAACAGGAAGAAAAGAAAAUUCAUCCCUUAGUGCACCGUCUGUGAACUGAAUCAUGCCCCCCAGAUAGCAGUCUCGUCAUCCUUUCCACUCCCCCCUCCCUUGUCCCUCGGCCCCGUCCUUUACCUUCCUGGUUCAGCACCACCACUGCCAGCUUCACCACCAUAGCCACUAUGCCUCCCAGGAAGAGGACACGGGCGGGCUUGGGCUUCCUAUGCUGCUUUGGAAGCAGCGAGCCACCGGAGAUCAACUUGAAGGACACCGUGCCGCUGCAGCUGCUGGAGUUCAGCUCCCCCAUGCCACCUGCAGAGGAGCUGCAUGCACGCUUUUCUGAACUGGUGGAUGAACUGGACUUGACUGACAAGAAUAGAGAGGCCAUGUUUGCGCUGCCUGAUGAGAAGAAAUGGCAGAUCUACUGCAGCAAGAAGAAGGAGCAAGAAGACCCCAACAAGCUGGCUACCAGCUGGCCCGACUACUACAUAGACCGCAUCAACUCCAUGGCCGCUAUGCAGACAUUAUUUGCCUUUGAUGAGGAAGAAAUGGAAAUGCGGAACAAGGUGGUGGAAGAUCUGAAGACAGCACUCCGAACCCAGCCAAUGAGGUUCGUCACACGAUUCAUCGAACUCGACGGACUCACCUGCCUGCUCAAUUUCCUGCGCAGCAUGGACUACGAGACGUCAGAGAGCCGCAUCCACACUUCAGUCAUCGGCUGCAUCAAGGCCCUGAUGAACAACUCGCAGGGACGCGCGCAUGUCUUGGCCCAUCCGCAAAGUAUCAACACCAUCUCUCAGAGCCUGCGGACGGAGAACAUUAAAACUAAAGUGGCGGUACUGGAGAUUCUCGGAGCCGUUUGCUUGGUGCCUGAUGGACACAAGAAGGUGCUGCAGGCCAUGGCACAUUACCAAAAAUACGCUGCAGAGAGGACUCGAUUCCAGACACUCCUCAAUGAGCUGGACAGAAGCACAGGCCGCUACAGGGACGAAGUCAACUUGAAGACGGCAAUCAUGUCCUUCAUCAACGCAGUGCUCAAUGCUGGAGCUGGAGAGGACAACCUUGAGUUUCGUCUCCACUUGAGGUACGAGUUCCUGAUGUUGGGCAUUCAGCCGGUUAUUGAUAAACUCAGAGAGCACGAUAACGCCACUCUGGACAGACAUUUGGACUUCUUUGAGAUGGUGAGAAAUGAGGAUGACUCUGAGCUAGCCAAAAGAUUCGAUAUAUCCCAUGUGGACACAAAGAGCGCUGGUGCCAUGUUUGAGCUGAUCAAGAAAAAACUGAGCCACACAGAUUCCUACCCACAUCUUCUCUCGAUCCUUCAGCACUGCCUGCAGAUGCCCUAUAAACGUGGAGGUUGCAGCUUGCAGCACUGGCAGCUUUUAGACAGGAUCCUGCAGCAGAUUGUCCUGCAGGAUGAAAAGGGAGAGGACCCAGAUGUCUCCCCACUCGACAACUUCAGUGUUAAGAACAUUAUUCGCAUGCUGGUCAAUGAAAAUGAGGUAAAAUUGUGGCGAGAACAGGCCGAGAAGUUCAGGAAAGACCAUGCAGAGCUAAUGGCUAAGCUGGAGAGGAAGGAGAGGGAGUGUGAGACAAAGACCCAGGAGAAGGAGGAGAUGAUGAAGACUCUGAACAAGAUGAAGGACAAGCUGCAACGUGAGGGUGUCGAACUGCGUUCGGCCAGAGAGCAAGUGCUUGACUUGUCGUCGCGCAUCAACGACUUUGCACAGGGCAGCAGUGUUUCCAUGCUGCCUCCCCCUCCGCCUCCUGGAGCACCAGUGCCUCCACCUCCUCUACCUAUGUCAGGCAGCUUUCCUCCACCACCACCUCCACUGCCGUUCAGCUGCCCGCCGCCACCCCCACCUCCUCCUCCGCCAGGGGCACCUCCUCCUCCACCUGGAGCUCCUCCUCUUUUUGGAGCACCGCCGCCUCCCAUCCCCUCUUCAUUCAACUCCAUGAACAUGAUGCGGUCAAAGUCCAUUCCUCAGCCUUCUCAUCCACUAAAGUCCUUCAACUGGAGCAAAUUAGGAGAGAAUAUGAUCAACGGCACCAUCUGGAAUGAAAUUGAUGACCUGAGGGCAUUCAAGAUUCUGGACCUGAAGGACAUAGAGAAGAUGUUCUCAGCGUAUCAGAGACAGCAGGACCUGCUAACUAACCAAUCCUUCAAACAGAAAGAGACUGGCUCUAUGGAUGACAUCUACGUCAGCACACGGAAGGUCAAAGAGCUGUCGGUCAUCGAUGGCAGACGUGCUCAGAACUGUGUCAUCUUGCUUUCAAAGUUGAAAAUGACAAAUGAAGAAAUCAAAAGGGCGUUACUAGAGAUGGAUGAGAGAGAGGAGCUAGCCAAAGACAUGUUGGAGCAGCUGCUUAAAUUUGUCCCUGAGAAAAGUGACAUAGAUCUUUUAGAAGAGCACAAACAUGAGUUGGAGAGGAUGGCCCGAGCUGACCGCUUCCUCUUUGAGAUGAGCAGAAUUGACCACUACCAGCAGAGACUACAGGCUCUGUUCUUUAAGAAGAAGUUUGCAGAGCGUUUAGCUGAAACCAAGCCUAAGGUUGAAGCCAUCCUGAACGCCUCCGUGGAGGUGGUCCGGAGCAAGCGUCUGACUCAGGUCCUGGAGGUGGUGCUGGCCUUUGGAAACUUCAUGAACAAGGGCCAGCGAGGGAACGCCUUCGGAUUCAAGGUUUCCAGCCUGAACAAGAUCGUCGACACCAAGUCGAGCAUAGACAGGAACAUCACCAUGUUGCACUACUUGAUCAUGAUCUUUGAGAAGAACUACCCAGAUACGUUGUACAUCCAGGAAGACCUCAGGAGUGUGCCUGAAGCCGCCAAAGUCAAUUUGUCCGAGUUGGAAAAAGAAGUGCACAACAUCAAAAGUGGGCUGAAGGCUCUCGAGGCGGAGCUGCACUACCAGCAGAGCAGGAUGAGGGAACGCGGGGAUAAGUUUGUGGCCGUGAUCGGUGACUUCAUCACUGUGGCUGGGUUUAGCUUCUCUGAACUGGAGGACCAGCUGAGUGAAGCCAAGGAAAAGUUCGCCAAAUCUUUGAAGCAUUUUGGAGAAGAAGAAGGGAGGAUGCAGCCUGACGACUUCUUCGGCAUCUUUGACACCUUCUUGCAGUCGUUCAGUGAAGCUCGGCAGGACCUGGAAAACAUGCAGCGGCGCAAGGAUGAGGAAGAGCGGAGGGCACGGAUGGAGGCCAUGCUGAAGGAGCAGAGGGAGCGUGAGCGGCGGGCUAAGAAGGGCGGGGCCACAGAGGAGGUCGGCGGGGAGUUUGACGACCUCGUCUCUGCGCUACGCUCUGGCGAGGUCUUCGACAAGGACCUUAACAAAUUCAAGCGAAACCGGAAGCGCUCCGUCAACCAGCUAGUGGAAGGUGGCGGCCGAGAGAGAGCCGUCACCAAGGUAAAUUACUAAAGUUGGAAAGAGGAAGUAGAAAAGCAAAACUUUAGAGAUCUAAAAUUUGCCGUGGUGUAGAUCCACUUCAACCCAGAGCUUUGAACAGUCACGGCUUCCUUUGGAGCAGAUUUUAGCAACAGCUGGACUGGACGUGUAGAGACAUCCAUGGACAGCUACACUGCCUCAAAAGAUGCAACACUCUCCUCGGAUUGGUCUUCUAAAGCUGUUUCUGACCCGUUUAUCUCCAUAGUUGGGAUGGAAGGAUGGAGAAACCACUGUGACACAUUGUCCCACGUCAUCUAACUGUAUCCAUUGAACACUGUUCUUCAGGUUCUCCUUGUCGAUCACUCCUGCUCUUCCUCAGAAACCUUCUCUGUUCUUCUGAGAGUUCUUUGGUGCUGAAAUUUGGUUAUCGGGAUCAGAACUCUGGGAUUAGUCAGUCACGUUGUAUAUAGACACCAAAUGGAAAGUUUGGAAAUUUGUGAAGCUUGGCAGGUUAAAUAAAAACACAAAAAAUAGAUGAGGGGGGAUCAAAGCCAUUACGUCCACAGUUAUGUGGCUUUUUCCCUGAGAGAAACAAGAUUUUGCAGGUUAAUAGACCUGCGAUCGCAAACCUCUGACACUAAAACAACGGGUAUGGAGUCAAAAAAUCUCCUGUUGCUUCACAAUAAUGAAUUCUUACCAGUGGCUUCUGAUGGCACACAUCAACCCCAAGAAGAUACAAAUUUUCUAGGGAAAAAAAAAAAAAGAACAACUCCUCGCAUACAAAACUAGAACAAUGAUUGUGCCACAAGAAUUAAAUGUAAAUGGUUUGAAAGUCUUUCUGGCAUUAAGUAGUGCCAAAGCAGAGAAGAAAAAACAAUGUAAAUGUAUUUACACUAAAUAUUCUGCAAUUAGGCGUUGAUAUAUAUUUAUAUUUAGAUGCAGACAAGCUAAUUGCAAAAGAUGUAGAAGUGUGGGGUUUUUUAUGUUUCAGCAUUUUGGGAUUUUGUACACAAUGCAUUCUUUUAUGGUGUUGCAGGUUCACAUUGCUGUUGAAGUUCACUUACUAAAUAUUUUGUGCUUGACGAAUGAGAGGUAACUGCUCAUCCUUUUUCACUCCUUCUUGUCUUGUUUGCACUGUAGUUUGUUUGUUUGUUUUUGUUUUUGUUUUUGUUUUGUUUUGGGGUUUUUUGACAAACAUUCAAGUUUAAACUCCAGCCAACAUAAAACGGAAGAAGGAAUGCCAUAAACGAACUUAAUGGAAAAUUCCUCUUUAAUCAGUUUACAAUAUUGUUGCUAUUUGUAGCUACUUAUUCUCAGAUCUGUCUGUAGUAUACUUCAUCAGUUUCCUCAUUGUAUCCCCCAUUUUUACACUGGGGUGUAACAAGGCACUUAAAACUAGACUAAAUUGACUGGAUACCAACCGGACACAAAGCCUCCAUGCUUACUUAUUUUGAGUUGCCAAAAUAACAAUGCCAGUUUUAUUCGUUUUCAUAAGAUUUUCCAGUUUUUGUUGGGAAGUGGAGGGGGUUAUUAUUAUUUGCACAUGCUUUUCCAAAACUUCAGCAGCAGGGAUGAUGCAAGUUGCAACAAUGGGUUGAAUUGUUUGCAAUAUGUAGAUCUAUUUCGAAAGGAUACCGUAACCAGAUCUAAAUCAUCAGAUCUAAACCAGUUCGAAAACCACGACAUUUCCUAGUUUCAUUCAGUCUAGGUUUGAAUAACUAGCAAGGAGCAGUUUGUGAGGCGUCCAAGACUGCAAUCAGUGUGUGGGAAUAAGAUGUUUGGGCUCCUUGACUUUGUUCAGACAGGCUAAAGACGUUGCAAAAGAGACGCUUAUUCAGUUUGCUGGAAAACAGAAGCAGUUGUUUCCAUAGCAACACUU